This is a messenger RNA of Anguilla rostrata (American eel), 6984 nucleotides long. Its product is annotated as integrin alpha-5-like. NCBI's taxonomy places the organism in Eukaryota, Metazoa, Chordata, Actinopteri, Anguilliformes, Anguillidae. The record is from RefSeq and is a predicted model, not a curated record. Gene Ontology annotation, cellular component: external side of plasma membrane; integrin complex. The transcript is spliced from 30 exons. Gene Ontology annotation, biological process: cell-matrix adhesion; angiogenesis; cell adhesion mediated by integrin. Bases 252 to 3425 code for a protein of 1057 amino acids. Gene Ontology annotation, molecular function: integrin binding.
UAUGGGAACUCCCUCUCCUUAAUGUGCAUGGGAUAGAGUGUAGAAAACGAGAAGCGGAGAGAGGAAGAGAAGCAAGAGUUGAGCCUCCAUGAGAAUUACGAGCUGCUUGUGUGUUGUUCGGAUGUACAACAGCAUGCUGUGGUUUUAACACAAACUGCGGAUACCUCGUACACAUCCAAGCAUUUCAGUUUUUGCGUUGGCAAUUAAAUUGCACAAACAUUACAGGACAGCGAGUGAACGCAGCAACAGAGAUGGGAUACAAUAGGCAUCUUUCGAAAACUUCGCUGUACUUAUCCCGCUGCAGAAUCGGCGCGUCUCUCCAUGUACUAUUCGCGGUUCUCCCAACAUUGUGCGCAGCUUUCAAUCUGGAUGUAGACAACCCUACGGUUUACAGCGGACCUAGCGGGAGCCACUUCGGUUAUUCUGUGGAGUUUUACCUGACCGAUUCUACAAGUGUCAGUGUUCUGAUUGGUGCUCCCAAAGCCAACACCAGCCAACCAAAUAUCACUGAGGGUGGAUCAGUGUUCUAUUGCCCCUGGAGCCGCAGCCAAUCACAGUGCACUGCCAUUGAGUUUGAUGUUAAAGGAGAUCAAAGUUCUUACGUCAAUGGCACAGACCUCCAAGUGGAAUUCAAGUCCCAUCAGUGGUUUGGAGCCACAGUGAGAUCCCAUGGCAACACCAUCCUGGCCUGUGCUCCACUGUAUUACUGGAGAACCAAAGAGGACAUUCCCAUGUCAGACGCCACGGGGACCUGCUACCUCUCUGUCAAUAACUUCACCAAGUUCGUGGAGUACGCUCCCUGCCGUACAGAGAGAGCUGGACCAGUUGGCCAAGGCUACUGUCAAGGAGGAUUCAGUGCUGAUUUUACAAAGAAUGGGAGAGUCGUUCUUGGUGGUCCGGGCAGCUUCUACUGGCAAGGUCAGCUGUUCUCGGCCUCAAAGGAGGAAAUCGUCAAGGCGUACUACCCCUCGUACUUCCUGCUGUCAGUGGCGGGGCAGGUGGAGACACGACAGGUGCAGGGCACCUAUGACGACAGCUACCUGGGCUACUCUGUAGCGGUGGGCGAGUUCAGCGGAGAUGGAAUUGAAGAUUUUGUGACCGGUGUCCCGAAAGGACUGUUGCUCUUUGGAUUAGUGUCUUUAUUGAAUGGGACCGAUAUGAAGUCAAUGCUCAACUUCACCGGUGAACAGAUGGGCUCCUAUUUCGGCUACGCGGUGGCCACCACCGACAUAAACAACGACGGCCUGGAGGACCUCUUGGUGGGGGCCCCCACGUUCAUGGUGCGGGGGUCGGACGGGCGGCUGGAGGAGGUGGGGCGUGUCUACGUCUACCUGCAGCGGGGGGCCCUGGACUUUGCGCCCGGCCUCCCCUCCCUGACGGGGACCCAGUUCGGCAGCAGGUUCGGGAGCUCCAUCGCUCCUCUCGGGGACCUCAACCAGGAUGGGUUCAACGAUGUGGCUGUCGGAUCGCCCUUUGGAGGAGACCAGCAGCAGGGAUUGGUCCUUAUCUACCACGGACACGCGGGAGGCCUCAAGGCCACGCCUUCUCAGGUGCUGGCCGGCCAAUGGGCUUCUGCCACCCUCCCCGCGAUCUUCGGCUUCUCGUUGCGCGGAAACAAAGACCUGGACAGGAAUGGCUACCCCGAUCUCCUGGUGGGCGCAUUUGGAGUUGAUAAGGCGGUUCUGUACAGAGCUCGGCCCAUCGUGAACGCCAGCGCCGCCCUUCUGGUGUACCCCAGCAUGAUCAAUCCGGAGGAGAAGACCUGCAUGGUGUCCACUGGCAAUGAGACUUCAUUUGUGUCCUGUGUGAAUCUGAGCUUCUGCCUCUAUGCCGCUGGGAAGCACCUACCGGCUGUUCUGGAGUUUGUGAUGGAGGUGCAGCUGGACAGUGUGAAGCAGAGGCAGAGGGGGGCGGUGAGGAGGUCUCUGUUCCUGCACAGCCAGCAGCCCGCCAUGCGGAGUACCCUGUUGGUGGCCAACGGGGCGCGCGUCUGCCAGGACACCAAAAUCUACCUGCGAGAGGAGAAGGAGUUUCGGGACAAGCUCUCCUCCAUCUACGUCUCCCUCAACUUCAGCCUCAACCCUGGGGCUCCGGCUGACGCCCACGGCCUGCGUCCCGUCAUCAACUACCAGGGCGCCGAGCUCGUCGAACAGAAGGCCCAGAUUCUGUUGGAUUGUGGGGAGGAUAACAUUUGUGUGCCUGAUCUGAAGUUGGCUGUUCAUGGCGACAGGAAGGAAGCGUACCUCGGUGACGACAACGCGCUGACCCUGACGUUCAACGCCCGAAACGAGGGUGAGGGCGGGGCUUACGAGGCGGAGCUGUACGUGGCCCUGCCCCCUGAGGCGGACUACAGCGGCAUCGCCCGCAACAACGAGACGCUGUCCCAGCUGACCUGCAGCUAUGAGACAGAGAACCAGACCCGUUAUGUCAGCUGUGACCUGGGCAACCCCAUGAAAUCUGGCACGAGUCUAUGGGCCGGUCUCCGCUUCACUGUUCCACGCCUGAAGGACACGCGCAGGACAGUACAGUUUGAGGUCCAGAUACGCAGUAAAAAUGAGAAUAACUCCCGGAGCGACGUAGUGCCUUACAAGUUGGAGGUGGCUGUGAUGGCGGACGUUAUUUUACAGGGGGUCUCUCGUCCAGACAAGGUUAUCUUCCCUCCGCCAAACUGGAAGGUCACUAAGAAACUGCAGGAGGAGCAGGACGUGGGGCCCUUGGUCCAGCAUGUGUAUGAGCUGGUGAACAAUGGGCCGAGCAUGAUUAGCCACACCCUCCUGGAGUUGCAUUGUCCAAUGAGAGUCCAGGAUCACUGGCUGAUGUACCCCCUGGAGGUGACAACCCAGGGGCCUGUCAACUGCACCACAGCCCACACCCUCAACCCCCUGCGGCUCAAGCUCCAGAAGUCCCCGUCGGAAACGCCCCCCGUGCCGACGCCCGGUCCCGAGCACCACGUCGAGAGGAGGGAGGUGCGCAAGGAUCAGCUGUCUCAGCUGCUCAACCUGUCGUGUCCUGGCGUGGACUGCUGUACGCUCAGAUGCCAGGUGGGGUUGCUGGAGAGGGGGACCAGCGCCAUUUUGAAAGUGCGCUCCCGGAUCUGGGCCGAGACCUUCAUGGAGAGGGCAUAUAAACAGUAUGUGCUGGAGUGCUCCGCUGCGUACAGAGUGUGGAAGCUGCCUUACGCCAUCGUCCCCAGAGACAGGCCCUCCGGAGCCAAAAAGGUGGUGACCCCAGUGAUGUGGAGUAAGCCAGAAGGCCAGUAUUCUGUGCCACUGUGGAUCAUCAUCCUGGCCAUCCUGGCUGGGCUUCUGCUGCUGGCGCUGCUCAUCUACGUCCUGUACAAACUGGGCUUCUUCAAGCGAUCCCACCCGUACAGCACGGCCAUGGAGAAGGCCCAGCUGAAGCCCCCGGCUACGUCAGAGGCCUGAGAAACACACCGGAGAAGACCGCGGACAAACCGGAGAAGCGCGUCAGUCACCAGACAGUUUGCAGCAAGACUGCAGCUGAAGCUUCAGGAGCGAAUAUCACUGGAACUCCACUGCACUGCACUAGAGAAAAAAAAAUAACACAAAGCAAACUGAAUGUUUUUUUUUUUUUACAUUUUUUAUUCUGUUUCUGUCUUUUUAUCGCGUGUUGGGGCUGGAUUCCGAACAGCUGAGCACUAUGGAUCAGAGGAGUGGGCAGGUGUGUAGGGAGCGAACGCCUGUGGUGUGUUUACCUGCUCUUCGCUCACGACAAGCUGCGGCAAUAGACACGUUCUCCCUGUGCACGCGUUUCUGUUUCUCCUCGUCCUCUUUUUUUUUUUUUUCGUGAGAAAAGAAAGGAAUUUUUCAUUUUAUGAACCGUGGAGGCUGGUGCUGUGAUCGAGCGGAAUGCGUGGACGUGACUUUGCGUGGUCAAUCGCUGCCCGUCUGCAGAGAAGGCUGAAAGAGAUCUGGCGUUUCAGAAACGUUCUGGGAUGCUCCAUUUCUGCUCUCGCAGAGAAGCAGAGAGUCACACCGCAUAUAAAACCGAAGGCGGUGGGAAUUUCAGGCUUUUUUUAAAUAAAAAAAAAAGCAGGUGCGUUCUCACCGCCUGGGACCUCGCUGCCAAAGAUGUUCGUCGUAAAUGUCUGAUGUCAGGAGCCUCUGUAAUCCGAAAGACAUCUUUGUUUUUGGGCUCCUACAGCAUCUGCGUGUUUCCAGCGCUUGGAUCACUUCACAAACCUUUAUUUAACUUUUUAAAAAGAAUUUAGCCUUGGUCCUCAGAAGGGGGAGCACAAGCACAGGGCCCGUGUUCCGCACUGCGGAAGGAGGCCGGGCCCGGGGGGACCGGCUGUAAAUGUCCGGGAGAGACGGAGGGGUUAUUUACGGUCCUGCUUUUAGGGGUCCGCGGAGGCUCGCGGGUCGCCAGGGAAACGGCUGGAGGAACGACGGACGCGUGAAACGGAGGGCGCCCUGGAAGUGGAGGCUUUUUUUUCCCCCCCGCUGCACCGCGACGGCAUGGCUGCCCUCUGCUAAUAGGCCGAGGAGCAGGAAGAAUGAGGGGUCAGAGGUCAAUCGAUCUGUCUGGAGGUUAUGGCUAUUUAGAGAUUUGUUUUUUUUUCGAGAGGGAUACAAGCGGAAGCACAAUCAGAUGCCCUGCCCUUCUCAAUAAAUGUAUUGAGAAUUCCAGCAUGCUAAACUAAAUCAGAAGGCAGAGAAGUUGGUGUUAAGUCUUAAGGGCUGAGAGUCUGUGGUCAUUGUGGUUAUUUCUGACCUGAAAAGUGCCAAACUCUCUGUUCUGUAUAGGUAUGGGGUAUAUGCCACCCCGCCAGUAAUGAAAUAGGAGGAAUAGCAGGUAUACCCCAAUAACUAGUGAGACUUAUGCACUGUUCAUACAAUUGCUCAGUGUUUUGGAAAUAUAUAUAAACACUGAGCUAUGAAGGUCCUUAUGGAGCACAGCAGACCCCCACUGUCCAGAUAUUAUAUAUCCACCAGUUUUGGUGAAGUGCAGGGCUAGCAUGGAUAGGAUGGAGGAUUACAGCAUCCUGUCUCUGCAGGACUCAUUUCAGGCGGCGGGGGAGAGGGGGGUGUAUGGCAAUAUGGUGCAUGUGUGUGUAUAGCCGCGUUUCCACCGCAGGAACUUUACCCCGGAACUAGGAACCUUUUGAGGAACAGCAAAUUGUUUACAACGUGUGCAUGUUUUCUGCUGUUGUUGGCAGUUAUAUUGGAAAUGUGAAUGCAUUCUGUCUCUUCGGAUGUCAAGACAUGAAAGCGAAUGUUCGCAUAAAAACAUAAUAAAUGUGUUUGAGAGGAUAUAUAAAACAGUUACAAUCUGACUAUUGGCCUGUUAUAUCCUAUUUGUUGCAUAACAACGGUCCAAGUUCAACUACCAAUGACAGUUUUGCUUGACAACGGUAAAAUAUGCCCAAACGGCUGCAGAAGAAUAUUUCAAUUCCAGGUGAUUAAAUCGAUAAAAAUCAAUAAAUACAAAAGUAACCAUAUAUAAUUAUUGUUGGUAACCCGUUGUAUAUAAGUGGAAUAAACCCCUCCGGACUGUCCCGGUUAUUAGAAAAUAAUGUAGGCUACUUUGGUGGUAGUAUGGGGUUACAGAAGAAAUCAUAGGACAGAUGGACCGACGACAACGUCGCCUUUUCAUACGUCAGUGGGCUAAUUUGCCUAAUCUUCGCGGGACUUUAGACCGCGGUGGAAACGCAGACAACCAUGGGCUGAAGGAACCUUUUAGUUCCUUGAAAAGUAGUUCCUGGGACUAAAGGUUCUGGGUGCUUUUGGUGGAAACGCGGCUUAUCUGUUGGAAGGGGGGGGGGGGGGGGUGGGCUGAAUGUGGGAUCUCUUGUGUGGGUGUAUUUGGGGAGCGAAUUCUAUGCAACAGCCACUGAUCUGGGAACAGCCAAGAUCAGUUUCUGAUCACACGCCAUAGUCGUCCCGGACCUGGGACUGGUGCUUGUUUGUCUGGGAAUGUCCGCUGAGAACAGGCAGCCUGUCUGAGUCGGGCUUUUUGCGAAGGAAAAAAGUCCUGGAGAGCAAAGCACGCGAACACGUGGCAGAGACACAGGAAGACGGACGGCCUGCCUGCUGGGACCCCUUUCAGAACUGUGCUUUUACAUUAAUGUUGUUGUUCACUUGCAUGUCUUGCAGAGGUGCACGUUGGUCACAUUCGGCUUUUUGUUUUCAUUCCUUCCAUUUCCACCCCAAUUUGGAAUCUCUUACCCACUGUGCCGUCCAAUACGAGGAGCACUGCAGCCGAAGCGCGCACUUCUCCAGUGCACUUCACUUGUCAGCAAGUGAACACUUUGGCCCUCACAGGGCACACAGGGGAGCGUUGGUUACGCAUCUCUCGCCGAUGGCAACCAAUGGGGAGCCUUUGGGCCCCUGGUGAGUCGGUGACUGUAAACCCAGGAACCCAAUCAGCCGCUGUUAUAAAUUAGUAACUAAUCCAGUUGAAUUGUGUGAGUAUUCAAGAAAUUCCAUAUUACAAUAAUAAAAGUGAUGAAACUCAAUUUAAGUGAGGACUGAUUAUAAUUAUGGGCAAAUAGUUGACACUUUGUCAAUGAUACCAGCUGUAUCACAAGUUAAAAUUCUUGUGGAAAUAAGAGGGAUCAAUAUUACUACUUAGCUACAACAUAGAUACGUAUUGUAAAAAAUGCUUUUGUUUGAUAGGAAAAGUGUUUUUUUUUUUUGUUUUUUUUUUAAAUUACAGCCAGCCAAGUGUUUGAAAUCUUUGAAAAUUAUAAUGAAUAAGAGAAAAUGCCAGGCCCUUUCUAUUUCUAUUUCUAUUUUUUGAAAAUGAUGUUAAUUUGUUUUUAUUCUGUUUUUGUCCCUUUCUCCAAGCAUUUAUUGAUGCCCCGUAUCCCAAAGUGAAUAUUGUUACAUCAGGUAAAGAGAAUGUUGAAAUAUUCUCUGAUGCUUUUGUGAAAUUUCCUCACCCCACAUUGGGGAAAAUGUUAAAUAAAUAUCAUGUUGUGGUAUUGUUUUCAACUCAAAUAAAACAUUGUUUUUUCACUCA